AUGGAAGCACUGUUGUCCCUCUCGUUCGACAACACGUCUUCCAAGGACAUUAUCAAGAUCCGCAAGGGCCUGCGCCAGAUUGAAGGUCUGCUGGCUCAGAUCUGCAUCCCGCCAUCAUGUUCGCAGCAAAAGCGCCGUCCAUCAUCAUCGCGUCUGUCUGGCGACACGCUCCUUCCGCCUAGACAGUUGAGCUCCCUGUGCCAGGAUCCCGCAUACCGAGAGUUCUUCCGUCUGCAGGAGGGCUUUGAGUGGAAUGGUACGUCUUCUAUCCUGCGCGAUCCCUUCAGCACACUGACAUGUCCGUUCNNAGUCGCCUCUCGCCUGAUGGCCUGUCUCGAGACCCUGCUAGGCAUGCCCAAUGGUGACUAUACCCUCCUCCACCACGAAUAG
This is a messenger RNA of Aureobasidium uvarum, 390 nucleotides long. The record is from the annotation of a GenBank genome assembly. Lineage: Eukaryota; Fungi; Ascomycota; Dothideomycetes; Dothideales; Saccotheciaceae.